AUGACGUCCAAUGACUCGAGCCCUACCGACGAAAUCGACGAAUUCGGGGUGGACUUCGAUAUCAGUAACAAUACCAUCGUAAAUCUAACGUACUACAUAACGUCAUUAAUCUUAGGAAUAACCGGCAAUGCCAUCAUUCUGCAGACUUACGCAUGGAAGAAACGGAAGACGAGCACGGAUUACCUUAUCAUGGGCCAAGCCGUCAUCGACUUCAUUGCUUGUUCGUUUUCUUUGCCCUUCAUCAUCCGGAGCGGUUUCCCCGAACUCAUUACGAUAGGUUUGUGUCGCUUUGUAUUCUACGCGGAAGAGAUCUUCGCUCUUAACUCCUUGCUCCUGACCACACUGAUCAGCAUAGACCGUUAUCUGGCCGUAUGCCAUCCACUUCGACGUCGAAUGACGGUUGGGUUUCCAUUCAUCCCUUCUUCAAUUAUACACGGAAAGAUUCAAAUUUUAACACUUCUGUCCACGUUCUAUAACCUUAGACUGACCAAUCACAUUGUCAACUUCUACGUCUACUAUUGCGUUAAUAGCAGUUUUAGACGAGAUGUCAAGGGGUCAUUUGCAAAGUACCCACACUGCAAGUAG
Messenger RNA from Strongylocentrotus purpuratus (purple sea urchin), 585 nucleotides. RefSeq names its product prolactin-releasing peptide receptor-like. Gene Ontology annotation, cellular component: membrane. The record is from RefSeq and is a predicted model, not a curated record. Gene Ontology annotation, biological process: neuropeptide signaling pathway. Bases 1 to 585 code for a protein of 194 amino acids. Gene Ontology annotation, molecular function: neuropeptide receptor activity. The transcript is spliced from 2 exons. Lineage: Eukaryota; Metazoa; Echinodermata; Echinoidea; Camarodonta; Strongylocentrotidae.